AUGUCUGCUACGAUGAGGGUUGCAGAUUUUAAGGAAAAUCAACGUCUGUUUCCUAUUCCACCGCCUGUAAUCAACGUGGAGGCGCGUCGCUUUCCUGUAACAAAUCAUUUUGCAAAACGGACUGAGUUAAAAAAUUACCUUGAUGAAGCAUUUCGAAAAAUUUGUCAAAUACACAAGAAAUUACCACCUGGUGGAGUUCUUGUUUUCCUUUCUACACAAGAAGAAAUUGAAUCCCUCUGUGGACGUCUACGCGAACAUUACGCCAAAAUUCGAAUUGAAUACUACGAAAAGGAGUAUUCAAAACAUAGUUUACUUCCACACAGACGAGGCGGGGAUGAUGUUGAUGACAGCGAUUCCGAUUCUGAGGAGGAUGCGGCCGCCGCUUCUGUUGAAAAGGACGAAUUUGGACUUGCUGUUGAAGAAUAUGCCCUAGAAAAACAGGAUAACGAGGGGGAUGCAUACGCUGCAAAAAAAAGGCCUAGAGACGCCACAUGUGAUGAGGAUGAAGAAUGCUCUGAGGAGGAUGAAGUUAAUGGGGAGUUAAAUUCAUUGCAUAUUCUUCCUCUAUAUGCGCUUAUGAAUUUUUCAAAGCAACAAGAAGUGUUUGAAGAACCUCCAACAGGGAAACGACUUUGCGUUAUUGCUACAAAUGUGGCUGAAACAUCUAUUACUAUUCCAAAUAUUCGUUAUGUGGUGGAUACGGGUCGUGUGAAGACGAAAUCUAUAGAUGAAUCGACCGGGGCAAGCUGUUUUCGUGUUGAGUGGACAAGUCAAGCUUCUGCGGAACAACGUAGUGGGCGUGCAGGGCGUGUGGGACCUGGGCAUUGUUACCGUUUAUAUAGCACGGCGGUGUAUUCCAACAUUAUGCCAAAACAUAGCGCACCCGAAAUUUUGAGAACAUCAUUAGAAUCAGUGGUACUCUUGAUGAAACACCUGGGUAUUGAUAACGUUGGAUCAUUUCCAUUUCCUUCGCCUCCAAAAGAGAACGACUUGAAACGUGCGUUAACACAUUUGACGCUUAUUGGGGCCUUGGACUCCCAAAGUGAGCGACGCAUUACCACGCUGGGUAAGCGUUUGAUGGCGUAUCCAAUCCCUCCCCGUUUUUCACGGGUACUUCUGGAGGCCUUGGAUCUAAAGCUUCCGGACUCUAUUCUUACCAUGGUAGUCAUGAUAACAUCGGUUUACUCAACCACAACCAGUGUCUUUACCGGUGAAGGAAAUCGGUUGAAAUGGAAGAGAAAUGAACCUAACAGCCCGGAUGAUGAGCGUCGAUCUCUUGUUUCCUCUUUGCUAAACCCUGGAAGUGACCUGAUUACGUCUUUAAAUGCUUUUGGGGUGUAUUUAAACGAUUCUUCUUCACGGAACUGCCAUCGCUAUUGUCUGGUGCAGAAAAGUCUUUCGGAGGCCCGUCAGCUGAAGCGGCAGCUGCAGACAUUAAUGAGGCAGGAUGCGGUUGUAGAACAAGUUGAUGACACACUGGAUGCUAAUGAUAUUGGAACAAUGAACUCUGAGGCAAACUUCAAUGAUCAUGGUUUGGUUAAGCUCUCCAAGGAGCAGGAAAUAACCAUAAGGAAGUUGUUUAUUCAUGGGCUUCUGGAUCAAGUUGCUCGGCGAGCCAGUAUUCAAGAGUGUCGCGAUCAUGGUGUAGAGUACAAAGAUAACAAGACAACAAAAGCUCCAUAUAUUCUCUUGGGUCGCUCAAUGAUAUCCUAUAUUCAUCCAACAAGUUCUAUAGCGCGAACAUUUCCUCCGCCUGAGUAUGUCACGUUUGCCUUUUUGCAACGCUCCGUACGCUCUGAAACGAAGGAAUCUGCAACGAUGAUGCUGGGUGUAACCAUUGUAACUAAAGAGUGGUUACAUGAUUGUGGUGUAAUUCUCGAGUAA
Messenger RNA from Trypanosoma conorhini, 1884 nucleotides. Its product is annotated as putative ATP-dependent RNA helicase. The record is from RefSeq and is a predicted model, not a curated record. The coding region runs from base 1 to 1884 and encodes 627 amino acids. Gene Ontology annotation, biological process: maturation of SSU-rRNA from tricistronic rRNA transcript (SSU-rRNA, 5.8S rRNA, LSU-rRNA). NCBI's taxonomy places the organism in Eukaryota, Euglenozoa, Kinetoplastea, Trypanosomatida, Trypanosomatidae. Gene Ontology annotation, molecular function: RNA binding. The transcript has a single exon. Gene Ontology annotation, cellular component: intracellular anatomical structure; nucleolus.